AUGUUAAAACCGCUAAUACGAAAGAAGUUCUCCAGACAUUUAUGGAGAACUGUACAUACAAGACAUUAUUCGAAUAAGAAAUUACAGAAUGUUGAAUCUACACCGGAACAGGAAUCAACUUCAGCGAUAGUUGAUAGAAUGAAGCAAAUAUUGGAAGAAAAGAUAUCUUCUCAAUCUGCAACUACAAUCGAAACUAUGAAACGUAGUGAUGAAUCACUAAAUCAAAUCUUAUCGAAAUACGACACUAUGUCAACAUCACUACCCAAUACCAAACAAGCAGCAUCAUAUAUAAAAAGUGAGCCAAUACUAGCUCAUAACAAACACGCAAAAGAUAUCUACAAUUCAAUUCCAUGGAGUGGCACCGAGUCUGUUUAUGAUUCUAAUUUAAGAAUGAUCGUUGAUUCCAAACCCAAACCCAUCAAUGAUCCAGCAAGUCUUGCAUACAAAAAGAGAAAUCCAACAAAUAAUGAAAAAUUGGCUAUGGCACGAGAUAUAUCAUUGGAUUAUAAAGUCAAUAAACCCCAGAAAGGCAAAGAUAAGGAUGGCGACAACAAAGAUGAUGAUGAUGAUGAUGGGUUUAGAGAAAUGUAUCGUGAAAGAUUAUUAGGUCCAUCAAUGCUUAUUAAUCAUAGUUCGACAUCAGUUGAUUUUGUAGAAAUGCUAGCUAGUAAUAAAAUUAAUGCCAAGAUUGAUCAAACAACAGGAAAAUUUGAAACUGAUGAUAUGCAAAAUGUUAGAGGUAAACCUUUAGAAAAGCAGCAUUUAGUGAAUUGUACUGAUUCGAAUUAUUUUAUGAAUCAAGUGUUAAAUAAGCAAGAAGUAUUACCUCCAUGGAUUGAAAGUCAACAAAAUUUGAAUAGAAAUAUAGCUCAAUUUCGAAGGAAUUUAAUUGAAAUGUGGAGCAAGUCCAAAAAAUUACAUGAAUCAGAUUUGAAAUAUAUUGAAACAAAAAUAAAUUUGUUAAAUCAGGAGAUACGAAAUUAUAAUCUUCAAUGUCCUUCUGUUAGUGGACAUAAGUUUAAGUUGAAUAAAGAAAAGGAAAUUGAAAAUGCAAUCAAGCAAGCUUUAGAAAAUCCCAUAAAACCAAAACCUAUUGAAGUGAAGAAUAAUACCGGGUUUUUGGAUAUAUUUGGUGGUGGUAGUGGUGGUAGUACACACACAAGUGCUGGUUCUAGACAGAACAUUCACAUAGACAGAAAUAUAGAUCCCAAACUAAAUGUUUGGCAAGCAAUCAAAGAUGUUUUUAGUUUAGGCAAAUAG
Molecule: messenger RNA, 1260 nt
Organism: Candida dubliniensis CD36
Lineage: Eukaryota; Fungi; Ascomycota; Pichiomycetes; Serinales; Debaryomycetaceae
Exons: 1
Coding region: 1-1260 (419 amino acids)
Source: RefSeq, a predicted model, not a curated record